UGAGACCACUCGCUCCCUGCACGAUCAGAGCCCACACUUGUGCACAUGGUCUCUGUCAGACCUUUUCGGCAUCAACUGUCUAAGGCUGCACUUCGCCAAGAAGUUGUCAACGAUAGGCCCUGCCCUUAUGCUACAGGUGCCUUGAGAAGCUUCCAGUUCUGACCAGACCUCUGGAGCUGAAAGAUGAAGAGCCGAGUCGUCCUGCUGCUCCUCCUCGCCACCCUGCCCGCCCUGCCCUUCACUCAGGCUGCUGUGUGUCCUGACAGAGAGCCCGGCUUGCAGCCAUGGACACCCGGCCACAGCGAGGCUCAUCGCGUCACCAUCGGUUACGGCCGCAAAGUCCUCCUCACCAGCUCAGGAACGGUCCACUCCAUCGAGAUCCUCAACGGGGGAAAGCUUGUAAUUGCCGACACCAAUCGACCCAUCUUGCUGCGGGCCAAACACAUUCACAUUGGGAACAAGGGAGAGCUGCACAUCGGCAGCCCAGACUGCCCAUAUAAAGGCAGCCUCACCGUAUCCCUCUUCGGGAGAUCCGACGAUGCUGACAUCGGGCACAGCUACUUCGGGCGAAAGUACCUCGGCGUGGGCACGGGAGGCAAGCUGGAGAUCCACGGCGCCAAGAAGCUGUCGUGGACGUUCCUCAACAAGACACUGCACCCCGGCGAGGGCAACGAGAACAGCUACCACUUCGAGAGAGGCUGGGGGAACAGAGGCAUCAUCGUCCACGUCGUCGACCCCAGCACUGGCAACGUGCUGCACAACGACAGGUUUGACACGUACCGGAGCAAAGACGAGAGCCGGCGGCUGGCUCAGUACGUGGCGGCCGUGGAGGACGGCAUGAUUCUCGCCAUGGUGGUCAACGACGAGGGCUCCAACAACCUGGAGGACACGGCCAAGAAGGCGCUCAACAAAUUAGGCAGCCGGGAGCUCACUCGGCUGGGAUUCCGUCAUCCAUGGAGUUUCAUCACAGUGAAAGGAGAUCCAUCCGCUGCCGUCGAGGACCGUGCCAUCUAUCAAGGCACCAAGGCGUCCUCGGAGGCCAAGAGCUCCAAGAUCUUCCAGACAGGCUACAGCGAACACUUCACUGUUACCACCUCCAGCCAGUGGGUCCAAGAGGCGGAGUGGACCGAGUGGUUCGACCGGGAUGAUGAAAGAGGCUCUGGAGACUGGGAGAAGCUCUCUGAUCUCCACAAGGCUUUCCCCGAGCGACUCUGCAGCAACCCAAUGGACAUGGAGGCCGAGACCCAUGACGGCAUCCCGGCGAACAUGACGGGCGAGAUCUUCUCCAAGAACGACAGGAACUACGGCUUCGUGUGCCUGAACAAGGACCAGCUCGACGGCGUCUGCCACAACUACAGAGUGCGCUUUCUGUGCGGGAAGCUGGUUCGCCCACAGGCGUCCAUCACGGUGGACAUGCUGUCCAACUCCAGCAUCCUGGAGCUGGCCGACGAGGCCCGGGGCUGGAGGGCCGGCGACCGCCUGGUGGUGGCCAGCACCGACUACUCCAUGCACCAGGCCGAGGAGUUCGACGUGCUGCCCUGCCCCGCCUGCGCCUCCAACCAGGUCAAAGUUCAAGGCAAGCCGGCCUUCGUGCACAUGGGCGAGGAGGUGGACGGAGUGGACAUGCGGGCGGAGGUCGGCCUGCUGACCCGGAACAUCCUCAUCCGCGGGGAGAUGCAGCCCACCUGCUACGGCACCGAGGCCUGCAACUUCUUCGACUUCGACACCUUCGGCGGUCACCUGAAGGUGGAGAGGGGUUUCCGCGCGGUGCAUGUGGAAGGGGUGGAGCUGCAGCACAUGGGUCAGCAGUCGAUGGGUCACUACCCGGUGCACUUCCACAUGAACGGAGACGUGGACGAGAAGGGCGGCUACGACCCCCCCACCUACGUGCGCGACCUCUCCAUCCACCACACCUUCUCCCGCUGCGUCACUGUGCACGGCUCCAAUGGGCUUCUGGUGAAGGAUGUGGUGGGCUAUGAUGCCCUGGGACACUGUUUCUUCACGGAGGACGGGCCAGAGGAGAGGAACACCUUUGACCACUGCCUGGGGCUGAUGAUCAAAGCCGGCACUCUGUUGCCCUCCGACAGGGACAGUAAGAUGUGCCGGGACAUCACCAACGGAGCUUUCCCCGGCUACGUGGCCAAGCCGCGGCAAGACUGCAGUGCCACGUCCACCUUCUGGAUGGCCAACCCCAAUAACAACCUCAUCAACUGUGCAGCUGCGGGCUCGGAGGAGACAGGCUUCUGGUUCAUCUUCCAUCACAUCCCCACGGGGCCUUCAGAGGGCAUGUACUCUCCAGGCAGGACGGAACACACCCCCAUGGGACAGUUCAUCAACAACCGCGCCCACUCCAACUACAGGGCAGGGAUGAUCCUUGACAAUGGAGUGAAAACGACUGAAGCCAACGCCAAGGACAAGAGGCCCUUCCUCUCUCUGGUGGGCGCGAGAUACGGUCCGCAUCUGGACGCCGACCCGUUCAAGCCCAGGGUGCCGGCGCUGAUCCACCACUUCGUGGCCUACAAGAACGAGGACCACGGGGCGUGGCUGCGCGGAGGAGACGUGUGGCUGGACGACUGCCAAUUUGCUGAUAAUGGUAUUGGCCUGACGCUUGCCAGCGGAGGCACCUUUCCGGACGACGACGGCUCCCGUCAGCAGGUGAAGAACUCGCUGUUUGUGGGCGAGAGCGCCAAUCGAGGCAUGCCCACGCCCGUGAACACCGUCUGGGGCCCGGGAGGACCUGACCUGACCGACAGGACGCUGCCCCGAGGAGUGAACUUCCCCAUUCGAGGAAUGCAGAUAUAUGACGGGCCCAUCAACGUCCAGAAUUGCACCUUCCGCAAGUACAUCGCUCUUGACGGCCGACACACCAGCGCGUUCGGCUUCCGACUUAACAACUCCUGGCAGAGCUGCCCCAACAACAACGUCACCGACAUCACAUUCGAUGACGUUCCGAUCACGUCCCGCGUGUUCUUCGGUGAGCCGGGCCCCUGGUUCAACCAGAUGCAGAUGGACGGCGACAAGACCACCAUUUUCCACGACGUGGACGGCUCCGUCAGCGAGUACCCGGGGGCGUUCCUGGUCAAGGAGGACAACUGGCUGCUGCGCCACCCAGACUGCAUCGAUGUGCCCGACUGGAGGGCUGCCAUCUGCAGCGGGCACUACGCCCAGAUCUACGUCCAGACGCGCAACCCGGCCAACCAGGACCUGACCAUGGUGAAGAACGAGUACCCGGAGCGGCCGCUGAGGCUGGUGGGAGCCCUGGGGAAGAGGAACCACUACCAGCAGUUCCAGCCCGUGGUGGCCCUGGCCAAGGGCUACACUAUGCACUGGGACAAGCCUGCCCCAGCCGAGGUCACCAUCUGGCUCAUCAACUUCAACAGGGGCGACUGGAUCAGCGUCGGCAUCUGCUACCCUCGAGGAACCGCCUUCACCAUCAUCUCAGACAUCCACAACCGGCUCACCAAAGAGACGCGCAAAACGGGCGUCUUCAUGCGAACCAUGGACCGGGACAAGAUGGGCCACGGGCACCAGUCCAGGGGAUACUACUUCUGGGAGGAGGAGACCGGGCUGCUGUUCCUGAAAGCGAGAGCGCACAAUGAGAAGGAGGACUACGCCUUCUGCUCGGUGAAGGGCUGCGAGAGGGUGAAGAUUAAAGCGGUCAUCCCCAAGGGAAGCGGCCCGAGCGACUGCCUGGCGGAGGCCUACCCGCGACACAUCGAAGUGCCCGUCGUCGAUGUUCCCAUGCCCAAGAAACUACCUCGCGUUAAGCUGCCACAGACAUCCGAGCACUUCCUGGAGAUCCGACUGGAAUCCUACAACACACGCUUCUUCCACAUCAAAGAGGACUUUUCCUUCACAGAGGUCAACGGCAAGAAAAUCUACCAGUCCGAUGACGGUGUGCAGCUGACGGCCAUCGAAGGUCACUCCGGGAAAGUGUUGGACACCAAAGGCUUUCGGAACUCUCUUCUCAUGGGCAUCCCAGCACAGAUAGACAACUACAUCACUGGCCUUAAAGAGGAAACAAUAGUACUUGUCACCUCAAAAGGACGCCUUGUGACCAGAGGAGCAUGGACGAAAGCACUGGAGCGAAUUGGAGCAGACCCAAAUGUGAAAUUGAAAGAUAAAAUGGUGUUUGUGGGAUUCAAAGGGAGCUUCAAGCCCGACUGGGUGAAGAUGGUGGUGGACGACAGUCAGGCCAAAAUCCACCAAGUCUUACCCAUCCCCAUCGUCAGGAAGAUGAGCCUAUAAGGGAGGCCUGCGUGCGUGAGCACUAGACUAAGACUAGACUUCAGUCUCGCUCUCGCCACUGCCUCACUAAAGACUGUGUGGGAGCACAGAGUCGUCAAAAAGCACAGAGAGGACUACUGAUGAACUCGAGGAGACAACGACAAAGACUUAAGACGAAGAAGAAGAACAAGAAGAAGAUAAAACAGAACCAUUCAAAAGCAUGCGUUUGUGUUGCCUAGCUUACCCUCCCAGCUGGUCUCAAUAUCUGUGACUAUGUGGACGUGAGUGAGUGUCGUCAGUUGAGUAUACUUGACUUUCCUGGAAAAGAAAAACAGAAGAAAAAAAAAAUACAUUCCUCGUUUCGUCCUACUCGGUGAUGUCAAAUCUGUCUCAUUCCAGAAGUUGUUUUUACUUCGCUUCUAUGGGGUUUCCAGCUUAAUAUUGUGAUGUUUUUCACAGUCGUCUCAUAUCAACAUUUUGUGGUGUUAUGUUUGAGUUCAAGUACCAGCGACCAAAUUGUACUCUAGUCUAAAGGACUAAAAUAUUUCGGAAUGAGCAUCCUCAAAGAUAGGGAUGUGUUUUAUCUUGGCCACUGAAACUAUUAUGAAAUGUAAAAGUAGCAAUUUCAGAAUUAUAAGUAGAAAUCCAGAAGUAAUGGCAAUUUAGAUUGGGCCACACUUCUAAAUUAUGCAGGGAAGAUGAUUUUAUUGUCUUCAAUUAAAAUGAGUUGUUUACAAUAUGCAAACUGUGGAUGACAACUUGCACUCUUAAAAUGAUAGCUUGCCAUAAAUACCUGUUAUGUGUAUUGGAAUGGGGCACUCCAUCAAAAUUUUGAGAUUAGAAAUACUGGGACCAAAAAGAGAUUAGGAAGACAUCUACAUGUUCAGUGGCACAACAGCAUAACACCAGCGCACUGGUACAAAAUAUAUGGGAAAGUUUUUGAAAGUGUUCUUUGUUGUAAUAAUUGAUAUUGGCCACUUCAUCGACUCCUGGAGUAAUUGUAUGUGGUUUGCUUGCAACAACCGUUAGCUGGAGCUGAAUUGUAAAGAGAUUGUCUGCCAUAUAGCCAUUUUUGAUGGAAUGCCUCCUUACACGUUGUUAAUUAGCAACCUUUUGGCAAGAAGCCGGAGAUUCCUUUUUGCCGAAAUAGCUGGUCUUUUUUCGGAGAUUGUAAUUGUUUAUGUUUUAUAUGUUUUAUGUGUUUCUAAAAUUCCUCAGAUUGAUAACAGAGAUAUAUUUUAUACUUAUUUAUUGUACAGGCACAAUCAAACAAAUAUAGAAGGGACAUCUUUUAAGUUGUAAUGCAUUUCUGUCCUUACUGUAAAAAUAUAAUUUACUACCAUUUAAAUGAGUAUACCACGCCAAGUGUAUGAUUCAGCAUAUACAUCAGCCAUUGUUUUAGUUGUAUAGUGGUGUUAUAAAUGUGACUUUGAGAGAAGCAAUGUAAACUCAUUACUUGUUCAGAAUAUUUUGUACAGAAAUAAAAAAAAGAGAAAAAAAAGAACCAUCG
Molecule: messenger RNA, 5737 nt
Organism: Sardina pilchardus (European sardine)
Lineage: Eukaryota; Metazoa; Chordata; Actinopteri; Clupeiformes; Clupeidae
Gene: cemip
Product: cell migration inducing hyaluronidase 1
Exons: 29
Coding region: 184-4248 (1354 amino acids)
Source: RefSeq, a predicted model, not a curated record